AUGAACCAACACUUAGCUGGUGCCAUACGGCGCCAUUGGUUCAUUCUGGAAUCUGACCAGGACCGAAAUGAAGUUGUCCAACACCCUCCUUUAAUCGCCUAUAGAAAGAAUGUCACUAUAGGAGAAAAACAAAAGAAAUUGAAGAGCGUCAGUGACCAGAAUCAUCCAACUAAAAAUUGGCUCACCAGCGGUCCCCUUAAGGGCAAUUACCCCUGUAAGACGUGCCACCAUUGUAGACACAUGUACACGGGUAAUACGCUAACAAUAGGAGGAUGGCACCACCGAGUUAGUGAAAUGAUCACCUGCAGAUCCACCCACGUGGUUUAUGCCCUUCUUUGCCCUUGUGGUAGGUUCUACGUGGCCAAGACCAUCCGGCAGCUCCAGGUGCGGUUCCGUGAGCAUGUUCGCUCUCUCCGGACCAGACUUGGUGCCCCCAGGUUUAUUGCCCACAUGAACCAGACAGACAAUGGAAAUAAACCAUUUUCAUGUUCAGAAUGUGGGAAAUGUUUUACUUCUAAAUCAAGUCUUGUUAAACAUAAACAAAAUCACACAGGGGAGAAACUAUAUUCAUGUUCAGAAUGUGGGAAAUGUUUUACUCGGAAAUCAACUUUUGUUAAUCAUCAAAGAACUCACACAGGGGAGAAGCCAUUUUCAUGUGCAGAAUGUGGGAAAUGUUUUACUGAGAAAUCAAGUCUUGUUAAGCAUAAAAGAACUCACACAGGAGAGAAGCCAUUUUCAUGUUCAAAAUGUGGGAAAUGUUUUACUGAGAAAUCAAGUCUUGUUAAACAUAAAAGAACUCACACAGGGGAGAAGCCGUUUUCAUGUUCAGAAUGUGGGAAAGGGUGUGUUCAAAAAUCAGAUCUUGUUAAACAUCAAAGAACUCACACAGGAGAGAAGCCAUUUUCAUGUUCAAAAUGUGGGAAAUGUUUUAGUCGGAAAUCAGGUCUUCUUCAGCAUAAAAGAACUCAUAUAGGGGAGAAGCCAUUUUCAUGCUUAGAAUGUAGAAAAUGUUUUACUCAAAAAUCAGAUCUUGUUAAACAUCAAAGAACUCACACAGGAGAGAAGCCAUUUUCAUGUUCAAAAUGUGGGAAAUGUUUUACUCAGCAUUCACAUCUUGUUCAACAUCAAAGAACUCACACAUGAGAGAAGCCAAUUCAGAUCAGUAAAUGAUGCAGAUAACACAUCUAUAUAUUAACCAUGUACAUAGGAUAUCUGACAUUUAUACAUAUAUCAUAUACUGCA
Molecule: messenger RNA, 1242 nt
Organism: Hyla sarda
Lineage: Eukaryota; Metazoa; Chordata; Amphibia; Anura; Hylidae
Product: gastrula zinc finger protein XlCGF17.1-like
Exons: 2
Coding region: 1-1143 (380 amino acids)
Source: RefSeq, a predicted model, not a curated record